Candoia aspera is the source of this 2081-nucleotide messenger RNA. It is a transcript of the gene IL7R, whose product is annotated as interleukin 7 receptor. Lineage: Eukaryota; Metazoa; Chordata; Lepidosauria; Squamata; Candoiidae. Gene Ontology annotation, biological process: hemopoiesis; cytokine-mediated signaling pathway; positive regulation of receptor signaling pathway via JAK-STAT. The coding region runs from base 88 to 1479 and encodes 463 amino acids. The transcript has 8 exons. Gene Ontology annotation, molecular function: protein binding; cytokine receptor activity. The record is from RefSeq and is a predicted model, not a curated record. Gene Ontology annotation, cellular component: membrane; external side of plasma membrane.
AGCUAUAAAGUCACAACGCAAGCUGCUUUUUCUCAGCCUCAGUUUCACUUUGCCCGUGAGAGAUAGAAAGAAUGUGAACGUGAGAGGAUGGCAAAGCCAAAUUUGAUGGUAUAUAGUUACUUCUUUAUCUUCCUUCCUUCCAUCUCUGCAGAAAGUGGCUCUGGGUCAGAAACGUCAGUGGGAUAUGGUACCUGUGCAGAUGCUGAGCAGGACAACAGCUUUAAGUGUUUCGUUCAAAUGCCGGUACUCCAAAGCAAUUUCUUAAUUUGCGAUGCUACUGGGACAGACAUGAACCUGAACAAGGCAAAUGCCAGUUUUGCUGUGUAUGGGAUCCAACCCCGGCUGUGCUUCAUGAAAAGUCCCCUUGUCAGCAAUUGUUCCAUAUACAACCGUGAUCUUCUUCAUUCUUUGGAAGUCUGCUUGACCAUAACAUUGAUAAAUCCUUGCAAAGACUGCCAGAAAGUGAAAACAACUGAUAUCAUUAAACCUGAAGCACCAUUUGGUCUAAAUAUCACCUACCAGGAAAAGGCAAAUGAGUAUCUUGUUCAGUUCUCAACUCCACAUAUAGCAAACUCGUUCCUUGACAACAAAUUAAUACAUCAGUUAGCCUACCGACAAAAAAAGACAGACUGGACUACCAUCAUAUCUCAUUUUCUUAUAUUAAAACUUCUGGGAAAAGAAUUAGAGCCAGAAGUAACAUAUGAGAUGAAAGUUCGGUCAAAACCCAAUGGAGAUUAUUUCAAAGGCCCCUGGAGUGAAUGGAGCUCAUCCCAAUAUUUCAACACUUCAGCAAGAAUAUCAAGUGGAAUAAACAAAGUUGUCCAGAUGACAGCAUCUAUUACAAGCUUCUUUGUGCUCUUCAUUGUAAUUUUAUUGGUCCCAGUAUUUUGGCAAAAAAGGAUCAAAGCAGUUGUGUGGCCCACCAUCCCUAACCACCAAAAAACUCUGGAUAAACUCUGCAACAAACUAAAAAAGAACUCAGACACAAGUUUCUUUAAUCCUGAGAGCUUGGGGUAUGCUCACAUUCAUAAGGUGGACAGUAUUCAGGCUAAAUCAGAAAUGGACCAACUUCAGCCACCAUCACAUGAUCUGGAUGCAGAUGUUGAGAAUUUGGUGGAACAGAAAAACAACUUGAACCAAAUUCAUCAUGGUUGGUUGAAGCUACCUCUGGCAUAUGAAGGAAUGUUGCCAACAGAGAUGAAGAACAAGCUCUCCAGGGGCAGUGAGGACACCUGUGCCAAUGACUCGUUCCCCAGCAUCGUUCUGUAUGAUGAAAGUAGAGUUGCUGACCAACACAGGUGGGGCAAUGAUCUGGGCAAAUAUUCCAGUGCCUCAAUGGACCAUAUUAUUAUCCCUGAAUUAAAGACAGGUUCUUGUUGCCAAACUAAUCCCAAUGGUGAGAAAAGGGUAUUAAAUAAAGAAGAAACCUAUGUUACAAUGGCGAGCUUUUUUGAAAAUAAGGGGAAAUUACGAAAUUAAUAGUUGCAAGCAUAUGUUACCAAGAGGCAUUUCUAGGUAUUGCACAGGUCUGUAACAUCUGUUACAUUAUCUUUCCUUCUUCCAUGCUGAUUUUCAGUAUUGGUCUGCAGAUGUUUUUUAAAAAAUUGCAUAAAGUUUUUUUUUUAAUGAAAUUUUCUUGCAGACAAAAAGGCAGAAUUUUCUUCAUAGCACAAUUUCCACUAAAGCUGUAUUAAUUCCCUCACUCAGAAUUGCUUCAGAGCAUUUAAGGACCAUCCAGAAGCAUUUGGAAGUCACCAGCUUCUGCUCUUCCUCCUUCGGGAAUUCUGCAUAGAGAGGCUUCCAUGACACUGUGAAAAUAAAAACUCUGGCAUAAAGCCAAAGUAUGUUCUUUGAAACAUACAUGUAGUUCUCGUUUAGCAACUGCCUCAUUUAGCGACCAUUCGAAGUUAUGGUGAUGAAAAAGUAACUUUGUGACCAAUCCUCACAUUUACAGCUUUCACAGGUCUGUAAAGUGAAGGAAAGCUGAAGUAAGAUCAUAAGCACAGCUGCAGUUUCACUUAGUGACUGCUUUGCUUGACCAGUCCCAAUUGUGGUUGCUAAAUGAGGACUACCUGUAUAUU